Molecule: messenger RNA, 960 nt
Organism: Loa loa (African eye worm)
Lineage: Eukaryota; Metazoa; Nematoda; Chromadorea; Rhabditida; Onchocercidae
Exons: 3
Coding region: 1-960 (319 amino acids)
Source: RefSeq, a predicted model, not a curated record
AUGCAAUCGCUAUUACUAUUUGCGGCUUUGUCAAUUGGAGCGCUAAUAAAUCCAGUUUAUAGUUGUCUUGGUGGUGGUUCAUGCUGUUGUCCACCAGCAAAACCAUCAUGUGGUUGUGGUAGUACCUGUGGUGGUGGUGGUGGUGGUGGUGGUGGUGGUGGAGGAUAUGCGGCGCCACAAAAAGGAUAUGCAGGACCGCCACCUUCAUCUUAUGCGGGACCUCCACCGCCACCUCCUGCGUAUGCAGCACCUCCACCUUCUUCCUAUGCGGCUCAACCACCUUCUUCCUAUGCGGCACAACCACCACCCUACGCUGCACCACCUCCAGCUUCUUCCUAUGGGGCAGGACCAUCUUAUGCAUCGCAACCUGCUUAUGGUGCACCAUCUUAUGGAGGAGCAUCAUCAUACAGUGGCGGAGGGGAUUCUUACGGAAAAGGAGGAGCAGGAUAUGAUGGAGGAGCUAGUUACGGAAAUGGCGGUGCCUCACAGUACGGUGCUGGUGCCUCACAGUACGGUGGCGGUGCCUCACAGUACGGUGGCGGUGCCUCACAGUACGGUGGUGGUGCUUCACAGUACGGCGGUGGUGGAGCAGCAGGCGGAAUCUAUGGAGCAGCUGCACCUGAAUUACCACCACCACCACCACCACCACCAGCACCUGCACAAGCUCAGCAAUUACCAGUCAAUCAUCAACCGUUCCAGGAGCAGGCAUCAGCAGUGGCUGCGGAAGCUCCUCCUGUAGCUGCACCUGCUCCAUUACCUUCAUACCAGGAGCAGUCACAAUCGCUACCAGUUUCAGCUCCCGCUGCUUCAUCAUAUACGGAACAAGGUAGCGGAGGAGCGCUUGCACAAACAUACCAAGAAAGUGGCCCUGAAACAGCGGUAGCUGGUAAUCAGGCCGGUAGUGGUUAUCGUGAUCGAUUGAAAUUCGCGAAAGUUUUCAAGCAACGAUUGAGUAGUUAG